Molecule: messenger RNA, 784 nt
Organism: Rana temporaria (common frog)
Lineage: Eukaryota; Metazoa; Chordata; Amphibia; Anura; Ranidae
Gene: PITHD1
Product: PITH domain containing 1
Exons: 6
Coding region: 48-677 (209 amino acids)
Cellular component (GO): nucleus
Source: RefSeq, a predicted model, not a curated record
AUUAGGCGUAGCAAGAUGGCGUCGUCGCAGCUAACAGAGCACUGGCUAUGUCACACGGGCACAGUCAUGGCGGGGACUGCUCUUGCAGCGCUGAGCGAUCUGACGGGCCGGAACGUGGUUUGGAGUAUGGACUUUAUCAGAAGAUUGACCUGGAAAAAUUACAAUGUCUGAAUGAGAGUGAGGAGGGAAGCGGCAAGACUGUGUUCAGAGCCUGGGAGGAGCGGGGGGAUCGGAGCCGGUUUGUAGAAAGUGAUGAUGAUGAGGAAUUACUUUUCAACAUUCCGUUCACAGGGAAUGUAAAAUUGAAAGGCAUUAUAAUCAUCGGGGAGGACAGCGAUGCUCACCCUUCAGAGAUGAGAUUGUUUAAGAACCUUCCUCACAUGAGCUUUGAUGACGCUGGAAGGGAGGCAGACCAGGUCUUUAACCUAAACAUUGAUACCACUGGAGAUCUGGAGUAUCAGACAAAAAUAUCCCGGUUCUCCAGUGUAUCUCAUUUGUCUAUCCAUAUCUCUAAGAAUUUUGGGGCUGAAAACACAAAGAUUUUCUACAUUGGCUUAAGAGGAGAAUGGACAGAGGCUCAUCGACAUGAAGUGACCAUCUGUAACUAUGAGUCUGCAGCUAAUCCAGCUGAUCACAAAGUAACCCAAAUCAAUCCUCAAUCGCACUUUAUUUCCUAAUCUCAUAAUAAUGUUUGUUGGCUCAACAAGUUAGCUUUUUACUUCCGCAUGAUUUCUGCUGUUUAUGAAUUUGUUCAAAUAAAAACGCCUCAUCUUGAUACAAUUUA